AACUAGGUAAAAUUAAGUCAAUACUCUGGUAACCCAGUCCGCAGCUGUUGAAGGACGUCUUCGCUGUGUCGGUUGCGAAAAAUCAAAUAAAAAUUUUCCUCCAUAUUUGUUUUGUGGUGCACUUUGCACGAAUAUAUUAUUUUGAAAAAGUGUUCAUAAUCAUACAUUGUGGCUAAGGUAACGCCUUACCCGAGCAUGAGUUAUUCCGGAAGGAAUAAAUUCGAGAUCGCUCGGUUUUCGGGCGAAGAUGACAAUCAUAUAAACAGAAAGUUGCCUAAAGAAUUGCUGCUCAGGAUCCUGUCCUAUUUGGACGUUGUUUCGCUAUGUAGAUGUGCACAGGUAUCAAAACUAUGGAACAUACUCGCUUUAGACGGCUCCAAUUGGCAGAGGAUAGAUUUGUUCGAGUUUCAGAGAGAUGUCGAGGGACCAGUAAUAGAGAACAUUUCACAAAGAUGCGGUGGUUUUCUAAGAGAACUCUCUCUUAGAGGUUGCGAGAGUAUAGGCGAUGGGUCCAUCAAAUCUUUGGCGCAAUCAUGUCCGAACAUUGAAGAUUUAAAUCUGAACAAAUGCAGAAAAAUCACAGACCACUCUUGUCAGGCGCUUGGAAGGAGAUGUAAAAAACUGCAGAGGAUAAACUUGGACUCAUGUUCGAACAUAACUGACAUAUCUCUGAAAGCGCUGUCCGAUGGAUGCCCGAUGUUAACCCACGUGAACGUAUCCUGGUGUCAGUCAAUAACAGAGAAUGGUGUAGAAGCGCUCGCCCGCGCCUGUCCACGACUCAAGACAUUUAUAUGUAGAGGUUGUAAGAAUGUGAAUGACAACUGCGUGUCAACGUUGGCAACUUAUUGCCCCGAUCUCAGCGGACUCAAUGUACAGGGAUGUGAUCAACUAACAGACGAAUCAAUAUCAAAACUCGGCCCCGCCAUGCGUCGGCUCUGCGUAUCGGGCUGCUCCCGUCUGACGGACGCCGCCCUGUCAGCACUAGCGGCCCGCUGCCCCGACAUCGUGACGCUGGAGCUGGCGCAGUGCAGCCAGCUCACUGACGCCGGCUUCCAGGCACUGGCCAGGAGCUGCAGAAUGAUAGAGCGCAUGGAUCUAGAAGAGUGUGUGCUCAUCACUGACAGCACGCUCGUACACUUGUCUAUGGGAUGUCCUAGACUUGAGAAAUUGACGUUAUCCCACUGCGAGUUAAUAACAGACUAUGGAAUCAAACAGUUGUCCAUGUCGCCCUGUGCUGCUGAACAUCUUACUGUACUUGGUCUAGACAACUGUCCACUAGUGACAGACGGGGCACUAGAACACCUGACUUCCUGCCACAAUCUUCAGUUGAUAGAACUGUAUGACUGUCAAAUGGUCAGCCGGAAUGCUAUACGGAAGCUCAGGAAUCACUUACCAAACAUAAAGGUGCACGCAUACUUCGCGCCCGUCACCCCGCCGGUCGGAGGCGCCGGCACCAGACCUCGGUACUGUCGCUGUUGUAAUAUUAUUUAAAUAUUUAACUAAUAUAUAUGUAUGUACUAUGUAUCAUUUGUAUGUAACUGCCAGUUAAAAUCAAGGGGAAUCAUUUUAUUUCGA
Molecule: messenger RNA, 1575 nt
Organism: Helicoverpa armigera (cotton bollworm)
Lineage: Eukaryota; Metazoa; Arthropoda; Insecta; Lepidoptera; Noctuidae
Product: F-box/LRR-repeat protein 20
Exons: 13
Coding region: 196-1491 (431 amino acids)
Biological process (GO): SCF-dependent proteasomal ubiquitin-dependent protein catabolic process
Cellular component (GO): SCF ubiquitin ligase complex
Molecular function (GO): protein binding
Source: RefSeq, a predicted model, not a curated record